GGUACCCUGAUUGACAGCCCGGGCGUCCUAAAAAAAGGCGGCGGAGGGAGAGAUGCUUAUCGCUGGGUUUAUAUAGCGGGGGAGCCCGGCGGUGCCGGCAGCAGCAACCGGAGCAGCAGCAGCAGCAUCGGGAGGCGGCCGUGGGUGCCCAUGCCCGCCCGGCCGCGGGUCCCGCAGCCCCGCAGAGCCCCGGGGCCGGCCCCGCCAUGCAUAGCCAGCCCCAGCCCCGGCCCCAGCCCCGGCUCCGGGCGGCCAGGAGGCGCUACAAGACCUUUAUGAUCGAUGAGAUUCUCUCCAAGGAAACCUGCGAUUACUUCGAGAAACUUUCUCUUUACUCCGUCUGUCCGUCUCUGCUGGUUCGGCCCAAACCGCUGCACUCCUGCGCCGGCUCCCCUUCUCUGAGGACGUAUCCCCUCAUCUCUGUCAUCACCAGGCAGCCCUCCCUGGUCCCUCACCUCAUCCCAGCUGCCACCAGCUCCCGUGGGUUGCCAGCCCAGAGCUCCUCAGGCUCUGCCAGCUCGGAGGCUCCCACCAGCGAGCCCCAGGCCAGCAGCGAGUCGGAAGCGGAGCAGCCGACCCCGCGGUUAAAAAAGCCACGUCGGAGCAGAACCAUCUUCACUGAGCUCCAGCUGAUGGGCUUGGAGAAGAAAUUCCAGAAGCAGAAAUAUCUCUCUACCCCUGACAGGCUUGACCUAGCCCAGUCGUUGGGGCUGACCCAGCUCCAGGUGAAGACGUGGUACCAGAACCGUAGGAUGAAGUGGAAGAAGAUGGUACUGAAAGGUGGACAGGAGGCUCCAACAAAGCCCAAAGGACGUCCAAAGAAAAACUCCAUUCCCACCUCAGAGGAGAUUGAAGCAGAAGAGAAAAUGAACAGCCAGGCUCAGAGUCAGAGUCAGGAGGGAUCUCAAGCCCCCGAGGAGCCUGAAUUGAUAGAGGAGAAGCCAGAAGUCUCCUUGGAGACAGAGAAGCCUCCAGAACAUGUAGCAGAGCCCUACUCAGAGGAGACUACACCAUUAAGUUAAAAGGGAAAGCAAGGAGGGAAAAGG
This is a messenger RNA of Calypte anna (Anna's hummingbird), 1046 nucleotides long. RefSeq names its product BARX homeobox 2 (gene BARX2). Gene Ontology annotation, molecular function: DNA-binding transcription factor activity, RNA polymerase II-specific; RNA polymerase II transcription regulatory region sequence-specific DNA binding. Gene Ontology annotation, biological process: regulation of transcription by RNA polymerase II. The transcript has 4 exons. The record is from RefSeq and is a predicted model, not a curated record. The coding region runs from base 207 to 1022 and encodes 271 amino acids. Gene Ontology annotation, cellular component: nucleus. Lineage: Eukaryota; Metazoa; Chordata; Aves; Apodiformes; Trochilidae.